Messenger RNA from Fukomys damarensis (Damara mole-rat), 1426 nucleotides. Its product is annotated as tubulin alpha-3 chain. Bases 164 to 1411 code for a protein of 415 amino acids. NCBI's taxonomy places the organism in Eukaryota, Metazoa, Chordata, Mammalia, Rodentia, Bathyergidae. Gene Ontology annotation, molecular function: structural constituent of cytoskeleton; GTP binding. Gene Ontology annotation, biological process: microtubule cytoskeleton organization; mitotic cell cycle. Gene Ontology annotation, cellular component: microtubule; cytoplasm. The transcript is spliced from 4 exons. The record is from RefSeq and is a predicted model, not a curated record.
UUUGCAUAGUACGUAUUGCUCCGAGGACAAAUGGUUUUCACAUGGAUUUUCUGGUUCCCAGAGGGAGUGUAUCUCUAUCCACGUGGGGCAGGCAGGUGUGCAGAUCGGCAAUGCCUGCUGGGAAUUGUACUGCCUUGAACAUGGAAUCCAGCCUGAUGGCCAGAUGCCUAGUGACAAAACCAUCGGCGGUGGGGACGACUCGUUCAACACUUUCUUCAGCGAGACUGGGGCUGGCAAGCACGUGCCCAGAGCGGUGUUUGUGGACCUGGAGCCCACGGUGGUAGAUGAGGUGCGCACGGGGACCUACAGGCAGCUCUUCCACCCCGAGCAGCUGAUCACGGGGAAGGAAGAUGCAGCCAAUAAUUACGCCAGAGGCCAUUACACCAUUGGCAAGGAGAUCGUGGACCUGGUCCUGGACCGGAUCCGCAAACUGGCAGAUCUGUGCACCGGCCUGCAGGGCUUCCUCAUCUUCCACAGCUUUGGAGGCGGCACCGGCUCUGGGUUCGCGUCUCUGCUCAUGGAGCGGCUCUCAGUGGACUACGGCAAGAAGUCCAAGCUGGAAUUUGCCAUUUACCCAGCCCCCCAGGUGUCCACGGCCGUCGUGGAGCCCUACAACUCCAUCCUGACCACGCACACGACCCUGGAGCACUCGGACUGUGCCUUCAUGGUGGACAACGAAGCCAUCUAUGACAUCUGCCGCCGCAACCUGGACAUCGAGCGCCCCACCUACACCAACCUCAAUCGUCUGAUCGGGCAGAUCGUGUCCUCCAUCACGGCCUCGCUGCGCUUCGAUGGGGCCCUGAAUGUGGACUUGACGGAGUUCCAGACCAACCUGGUGCCCUACCCCCGCAUCCACUUCCCCCUGGUCACCUACGCCCCCGUCAUCUCUGCCGAGAAGGCCUACCACGAGCAGCUGUCAGUGGCCGAGAUCACCAAUGCCUGCUUCGAGCCAGCCAAUCAGAUGGUCAAGUGUGAUCCUCGCCACGGCAAGUACAUGGCCUGCUGCAUGUUGUACAGGGGCGACGUGGUUCCAAAAGAUGUCAAUGCUGCCAUCGCCACCAUCAAGACCAAGCGCACCAUCCAGUUUGUGGACUGGUGUCCAACUGGCUUUAAGGUGGGCAUUAACUACCAGCCCCCCACUGUGGUCCCCGGGGGAGACCUGGCCAAGGUGCAGAGGGCCGUGUGCAUGCUGAGCAACACCACUGCCAUUGCUGAGGCCUGGGCCCGCCUGGACCACAAGUUCGAUCUCAUGUAUGCCAAGCGGGCCUUUGUGCACUGGUACGUGGGAGAAGGCAUGGAGGAAGGGGAGUUCUCUGAGGCCCGGGAGGACCUGGCAGCGCUGGAGAAGGAUUAUGAAGAGGUGGGCGUGGAUUCCGUGGAAGCAGAGGCCGAGGAAGGGGAAGAAUACUGAGGAGGACUGAGCAGC